This is a messenger RNA of Homarus americanus (American lobster), 957 nucleotides long. Its product is annotated as influenza virus NS1A-binding protein homolog A-like. The coding region runs from base 1 to 957 and encodes 318 amino acids. Lineage: Eukaryota; Metazoa; Arthropoda; Malacostraca; Decapoda; Nephropidae. The record is from RefSeq and is a predicted model, not a curated record. The transcript has 6 exons. Gene Ontology annotation, molecular function: protein binding.
AUGCAUGAUCUUCUCUCAUACAAUCCUGUAACUGGGGAGUGGAGAGCGCUAGCAGGACGUGCUCCACCUCGCUACAACUACAUGGGUGUUGCAGUUUUGAAUAACUUUUUGUAUUUAGUGGGUGGCCUUCUUUUUAAUGAAGAAGCGGAAAAAUCACUAGAAAGAUAUUCUUUUGAACAGAACAAAUGGUUUAAGUUUUCAUCAAUGAAUUUUGAUCGAAGUAUCCCAGCAGUUGUUGCCACAAAUUCUCUGUUAUAUGUCAUAGGAGGUCACCGUCAAAAUAACCUUAAUAGAUUGGAAGAUGAUUGGACUGGGAUAUCUUCUAUGGUGACCCCACGAUGUCAUUUUGGAUUAUGUGCUCAUGAAGGUUACCUUUAUGCCUUCGGUGGUAGGACGAAGGGAUGUGAUGACAUAUCCCCAAAUAUUGAAAGAUAUGAUCCUUUUGCAGAUGAGUGGAGAUUAUUAGAGUCAAAUAUGCCAAAAGUUAUAUCCCAUGGACGUAUGGACUCUUAUAACCCCUUUCAUGAACUUCUCUCAUACAAUCCUGUAACUGGGGAGUGGAGAGAUCUAGCAGCACUGAGUGCUCCACCUCGCUACAACUACAUGGGUGUUGCAGUUUUGAAUAACUUUUUGUAUUUAGUGGGUGGUCUUUUUAAUGAAGAAGGGGAAAAAUCACUAGAAAGAUAUUCUUUUGAACAGAACGAAUGGUUUAAGUGUUCAUCAAUGAAUUUUUGGCGAAGUAUCCCAGCAGUUGUUGCCACAAAUUCUCUGUUAUAUAUCAUAGGUGGUCAUCGUCCCAAUGACCACCUUGAACUGAACCAAUGGUUUAAGUGUUCGUCUUCAGAGUAUUUGGGUCGAAGUAGCCCAGCAGUUGUUGUCACAAAUUCUCUGUUAUAUGUCAUAGGCGGUUACUGGAGUGGUUUGAAUGGAAUUGGAAUGGUAAGGAAAGAAGAUUAA